Messenger RNA from Brassica napus (rape), 2198 nucleotides. RefSeq names its product TORTIFOLIA1-like protein 4. Gene Ontology annotation, cellular component: microtubule. NCBI's taxonomy places the organism in Eukaryota, Viridiplantae, Streptophyta, Magnoliopsida, Brassicales, Brassicaceae. The transcript is spliced from 3 exons. Gene Ontology annotation, molecular function: microtubule binding. The record is from RefSeq and is a predicted model, not a curated record. The coding region runs from base 149 to 1909 and encodes 586 amino acids.
GAUAAUAAAAUAUUAUUUAAUUAUUUAUCGACAUCUCUCUCUAAGUUAGUAUUUAAAAAAAACACAUUACCCAACCAGAGUUUUAUCUGCCGCCAUAUUAACACGUCCUUCAGAAAUCUCAAACCAGAGACUCAAAAACAGAGUAAACAUGUCUGUUAACGGACGAUUCCCGGCGAGUCCGCCGGUUUCUUUAUCUCCGGCGUCUUCCUCUUCCCCGAGUUCUCACUCCCAGUCUCCCCCUGACCUGAAGCAACGAGUCAUCGCUUGCCUCAACAAGCUCGCCGACCGCGACACCUUAUCUCUCGCCGCGGCGGAGCUCGACUCCAUCGCCAGAAACCUCACUCACGACUCCUUCGCUUCUUUCCUCAACUGCAUCCACAACACCGACUCCUCAUCUAAAUCUCCGGUGAGAAAACACUCCGUCGCCGUCUUGUCGCUCAUGUCUCGCCACCACGGCGAGUCUCUCUCUCCUCACCUCUCCAAGAUGGUCUCCACCGUCAUCCGCCGUCUCAGAGACCCCGACUCCUCCGUUCGCUCCGCCUGCGCCGCCGCUACCGCCGACAUAUCCGCUCACGUCACGACGCAGCUGUUCGCCUCCGUCGCGAAACCGCUUAUAGAGACGCUGAUCCAAGAAGGCGACUCGAACGUGCAGACCGGAGCGGCGGUGUGCUUGGCGGCGUCGGUGGAAGCCGCGACGGACCCUGAACCGGAGCAGUUGAGGAAGUCUCUCCCGAAGAUCGGGAAGCUGCUAAAGAGCGAGGCUUUCAAGGCGAAGGCGGCGCUUUUAAGCGCCGUGGGUAGUAUCAUCACCGCCGGUGGCGCUGGAAGUAAACCGGUUUUGGAUUGGUUAGUUCCGGUUUUGGUUGAGUUUCUGAGCAGCGAAGAUUGGGCGGCGAGGAAAGCCGCGGCGGAGGGGUUGAGUAGAGUCUCGGCGGCGGAGGAGGAGUUGGCGUGGGAAUACAAGAAAGCUUGCACGGCGGCUCUGGAGAGCAGAAGGUUUGAUAAGGUGAAGAGUGUGAGAGAGACUAUGAACAGAGCGUUGAGUCAGUGGAAAGAAGUGGCCAAUGAUGUAGACGAAGCCUUGUUGUCUCCAUGUACAUCUUCCAACAUUGACGUUGGUUUCAAGUCUUCAAGAUUAAAGAAGUCAACGCCUAUGAUCAAGAGGUCAACGCAUAGAUCAUAUGUAGCAACUAGACAACAAAAAGAGAAUCUUCCAAGAAGGAAUGUGACCGUGUCAGUAGCUUCUAGGGAGGAGGAGAAGGUGAAGUCAGGGGGAGCAGAUACAAUAAUCAAACAUACAAUCUCUGAGAAAAGCAAGGAAGAUAAGAAAGUGCAUGUCUUUGGUUGUGGUUUGAGGUCUGGCUCUAGGGUGGCACCAUGCAGUGAGGAUGGUGAUGAUUCUUGUGAUUCUGUUGUCAAGAAUGGUAAAGAUGGUGUUGAUGAGAUCAGAAAAGAUAGUGAGGAACUCUCUUUGAUACGUGAGCAGCUUGCUAUGAUUGAGAACCAGCAGUCCAGUCUCUUAGAGCUACUUCAGAAAUUUAUGGGAAGCUCACAGAGUGGGAUCCAGUCUCUGGAGUCUCGAGUAAGCGGUCUAGAGAUGGCUUUGGAUGAAAUAUCAUGCGAUCUUGCGGUUUCAAACGGGAGAGUACCUAAGACUAGUAGCUGUGGAGGGGAGAGUUGUUCAAAACUACCUGGUGCAGAGUUUUUAAGUCACAAGUACUGGAGAAAAGCAGAGGAGAGACCAAUGCAAACCAGAAGCACAGCCAGUGAAACGGCUGCGCAUGAGAACAGUUUGGACCAGGGGAUGCAAAAGAGAGGUUCUGUUUUUCAAAAGAGUUCAGGAAGAAACCAGUUUCAAGACUCUAUGCAUACAACACUACAGAAACCAACAACCAGGGGAAGAGAGUGAUGCGGAGAUUGAAGUAAAAUAGAAGCUGACCAGACUGACACAGACGGUGACAAUGAAAAAUCCAAAUCUCAUAUUCGAUGCUUUGCUUCAACCGCAUGUUUGACUUGUCUACUCUCACACACGUCAUAGUAAGCUUUCUCUUGUAAAAAAGAAGAAGAAAUAAUCUAAUAAUUUAAUCAGCGAGUGAAUCAAUAGAGCUUCAAGGAUUAAAUGCAUGUGAAUAAAAAUGAUUUUUAUUGUAAUGUGUCAUUACUCAUUAGAGUUAUCUCAAAACCAUGGACAGAGAGAA